AUGACGACUCCAUCACCUCUCCCGGACCGCGCCUACCAUAGGUCGGGCUUCCCCAGCCUCUUCGAGGUCCUGAGUCGGAAGACCCUCCCGCCCGUCGACCUGUUCUCGUUCUACAUCUACAUGCGCGACCAGCAGCGCUCGGUUGACUACUUGGACUUCUGGCUUGAUGUCUCGCAACAUCUCUCGCUCUGCCGACACUAUGUUCGCCGCCUUCACCGAUCCGUCAUCGAAGACACCCCGGAACUGGAGAAAGAGACUAGCAAGCGUUCCUCGUACAUCCUAGACAACGCGGGCGAGGGCCCCUCCAACGAGAAGGGUAGCACCUCAGACCAGCGCCUCUCCGCGUUCCUGCGUUCCGACCAUGGGAGCACCAACCACUCACCCCAGGGCAGUCUGGGAAGCAACCGCUCGACUCCGGGAAUGGAGCGACCCCGACCUAGCUUCAUGACCAAUGAUGGUAGCUCUCCCGGCAAUAAUUCGAGCUCGCCAGGCCAGAUCUCGUCCGGAGCGGACAAUGUCCCCAAGCGCGAGGACCUCCGUGCUUCUGCUGAGAAGAUUCUGUACACCUACCUUCUACCCGGCUCCGAGCGUGAGAUCAUCAUUCCCCAGGGUAUCCUCAACGACAUCCAGGAAGCCAUCGAGGGCCCCGAUCAGCGUAGCGACCCAGAGCUAUUCGAUGCUGCCAAGGACUACGUCUUUCAAGCCAUGGAGCGUGACGCUUUCCCAGGCUUCCUCCAGAGCAAGGGUCUCGGCAACAUUGUGCCACCGAGCAUGAUGAUGCGCUUGAUCAUCGGUUUGCUGGCCUUGUUCGGCGGUUUCUGGACUGCCUUCAUCCUGAUCUUCCGGGACGCGUCUAGAAGCACUAGAUGCUGGAUCAUCCUCCCUUUCACUAUCUGCGUCUACGCCCUCUUCUCGCACCAGUGGCAGCUUGACCCAGUUCUCGUUCUCGCCGGCUUCAGCGAGUACACGUUCAUGGACUUCUCUCGCAUCCGCGAACCAUUCAUCAAGUCAAUUUUGACUAGACGCGCCAUCGUACUUCUAGCUGCGAUGAUCGUAGCCGACACAGCGUUCUGUUGUCUCUUCAUCUUUGUCCCUGGAAAGAUGCUGUGA
Mytilinidion resinicola is the source of this 1110-nucleotide messenger RNA. Its product is annotated as regulator of G protein signaling superfamily. The transcript is spliced from 3 exons. The coding region runs from base 1 to 1110 and encodes 369 amino acids. Gene Ontology annotation, cellular component: plasma membrane. Gene Ontology annotation, biological process: intracellular protein localization. The record is from RefSeq and is a predicted model, not a curated record. Lineage: Eukaryota; Fungi; Ascomycota; Dothideomycetes; Mytilinidiales; Mytilinidiaceae.